AUGGAGUUUCCCAGGGAAGGACUAUCAAACAACAGACCACCAGCCCUAAUUCCCAGGGAAGGACUAUCAAACAACAGACCACCAGCCCUAAGUAGUACAAACUACUCUUAUUGGAAAGCUAGAAUGAAAAUCUACAUAUUAGCCCAUGGAGAAAGAGUGUGGAGGGCUAUUGAAAACGAAUGGAAACAUCCCCUUGAUGACAAUAACAAAGCAAAAGGUCGUGCUGAUUGGAGCGAAGAAGAACUCAAAGAGUUCAACUAUAACUCAAAAGCUAUGAAUGCCAUCUACGGAGCCGUGAGUGAAGAAACAUUCAAACUAAUCGCUGCCACAAAUGUAGCAAAAACAGCAUGUGAUAUAUUGUGUGAUCAUCAUGAAGGAAACUCGACAGUCAAACAAUCAAAACUACAAAUGGUCCAAACUCAGUUUGAAAAUCUGAAGAUGGAGGAAGAAGAAAAUAUCACACAAUUUAAUGGAAGAAUACUAGAAAUUGCUGGGGAAGCCUAUAACUUAAGAGAACCCAUUGCUGAAAACAUGUUAGUAAAAAAGGUGUUGCGAUCAUUACCAGAAAGAUUUAUGAUGAAAGUAACAGCUAUUCAAGAAAGCAUAGAUCUCAAUACCUGCAAGUUAAGUGAUCUAAUGGGAAACCUUAAAACAUAUGAGCUUGAGAUGCUGCAAAACAAAAAGCCUAAUCGCAAAGGAAUAGCCUUUCAAUCAAAACAAGACACCAACUCAGAUGAAGAUACUGAAAAAAUGGAAGAAUCCAUUGCUGUGUUGACAAAAAACUUCAACAGAGUUCUCAAGAAAUUUAACAAAUUCAGAAAUAAGAACAAGAGUUUCUCAAAUAAUCAAGGGAGUCCAUCAUUUGCACAAAACCAAUCCGUCAAUCCCAAAAAGGAAGGGAAUCCAAACCUAGAUGGAAUACAGUGCUAUGAAUGCAAGGGAUAUGGACAUAUUCAGUCAGAAUGUCCAAAUUACCUAAGAAGGAAGAACAAAACAUAUGUAACAACCUUGAGUGAUGACUCAGAUAGUGAAGAAGAAAACAACACAAAUUUUGUGGCAUUUUUCACAAAUCAUGAAGACGAUGAUGAAUCAAAGGAGGACAUGCAAGAUAUAUUAAACUCCUAUACACAGCUGCACGCCAAGUGGGAAGAAAUCAUCAAAGUAAACUUAAAUCUCAUGCAAGAAAAUCACUUCCUUAAAAGUGAAAAGGAAAAGAAAAUACUUCUUCACAAAGAAACCCAAGAAAAGUUAAUGAAAUCACUAGAAGAUGGAGACAAGUUGCUACAGGAAAUAAGAAGACUAACUGAAAGUGCAGUACAACCAGACUUAGCAACAAGGAAAGAUUCUGCAGUCGAAAACAGAGAAGUGUUACAACAUCACUUUCAACACCGUGGAAGAAUUAGAUGUUACUACUGUCACAAAUUGGGACACAUCAAGGCACACUGCUUCAAAAGACAAAAUGAUCUCCAUAACAGAAUCUGGGCAAAGCAAGAACAAAAACCAGCCCAAAAAGUCUGGGUCAGAAAAAAUCAAACACCAGUCACAGCUUAUACUUCAAAAAUCAGCAAAGAAACAAGUGUUUGGUACUUUGACAGUGGGUGUUCAAGACACAUGACCGGAAACCCAAACAAUCUAGAGGACGUCCAUUACAAAAAUGAAGGACAUGUAACCUUUGGAGAUGGAGAAAGGGGGCAAAUCAUUGCUAGCGGAACACUAAAUGUCCAUGGUCUACCCAGAUUGCCAAGAGUCUUCUUGGUACAAGGCUUAAAAGCAAACCUUAUCAGUAUAAGUCAGCUGUGUGAAGAUGAACUAAGGGUAGAAUUCUCAAAAGAAAAUUGCAAAGUGUACAACCAAGGACAUGAAUGCGUCAUGAUGGGAAAAAGGUCCUCGGAUAAAUGCUACAUAUGGGAUAGCCAUUUAACCUGCAACCAAGUCAAUAUCAAUCAAACACUUCUGUGGCAUCAAUGUAUGGGGCAUAUAAAUUUUUAUGAUAGGAAAAAGAGACUAAAAAGGGGAGCAUACCGAGGUAUUCCAAAACUGGACAUUGAUGAAAAUAGAAAAUAUGAUGCAUGUCUUGAAAACAAAAUGACAAGGAGUAGCCACAAAAGAACACCAAGAGUUCACACUUCAAGAAUUAUGGAACUUCUCCAUAUGGACCUCUUUGGACCCACUCAAACAGAAAGCAAAGUUGUUAGAACACCUGUUCCAACAACAUAG
Molecule: messenger RNA, 2217 nt
Organism: Ipomoea triloba (trilobed morning glory)
Lineage: Eukaryota; Viridiplantae; Streptophyta; Magnoliopsida; Solanales; Convolvulaceae
Exons: 1
Coding region: 1-2217 (738 amino acids)
Molecular function (GO): nucleic acid binding; zinc ion binding
Source: RefSeq, a predicted model, not a curated record